Salarias fasciatus (jewelled blenny) is the source of this 2325-nucleotide messenger RNA. Its product is annotated as probable ribonuclease ZC3H12D. NCBI's taxonomy places the organism in Eukaryota, Metazoa, Chordata, Actinopteri, Blenniiformes, Blenniidae. The record is from RefSeq and is a predicted model, not a curated record. Gene Ontology annotation, cellular component: cytoplasmic ribonucleoprotein granule; nucleus. Gene Ontology annotation, molecular function: mRNA binding; RNA endonuclease activity.
CUGCCGUCUCUUCCUUACGGGUCACAGUGUUUUUUUCUUCACAGCUCUCUUCCGCCUGGUUGAGUAACUGUGCUGUGACAUGUGUGUUUGUCAGAGCGAGUGACAGGGCAGAUAUCUCUCACCACACACAGACAGACACACACUCUGGCAGAGGAAGGAGGACGGCGGCGGCAGCAGGGACUCGUUCAGUAUGAGGAGUUUUCUGCCUCCAUCCCUCGUCAUCUGACAGCCGUCCACUCCUGAAAACCCAGACCAUCGGCGCAGAGCUGCGAGGACGUCGUCAGAUGGACAAGGAGCAGCAGCAGCACACCAAGGUGGAGCGGUUCCUCAAGCUGGGGUACGCCCGCAGCGACAUCCUGAGGGCUGGAAGCCUCCGUCAGGACGCCCAGACCAACGACAUCCUGGAGGAGCUGAUAAAGACCUGCCACGCCCGCCCCCCCAGCCACGCCGUCCCAAACAGUCCAAGCUGGUCAGGGCUGCAGCCCAAAUCCCGGCCCGGCCAGACCGCCGGCCGAGCCGGGUGCCGGCGCCUGCUGACUUCAGACCCGUGGUCAUCGAUGGGAAGCAACGUGGCCAUGAGCCACGGCGGCAGGAAGGUGUUUUCAUGCCGGGGCCUGCAGCUGGCGGUGAGCUGGUUCUGGGACCGCGGCGUGCGGGACAUCACCCUGUUCGUCCCGCUGUGGAGGAAGGAGACGCCGCGACCCGAGGCGCCCAUCACAGACCAGCACGUCCUCCACGAGCUGGAGCGCAGGAAGAUCCUGGUGUACACGCCGUCGCGCUGCGUCAACGGCAAGCGGGUGGUGUGCUACGACGACCGCUACAUCGUCAAGCUGGCCUUCGACUCGGACGGCGUCAUCGUGUCCAACGACUACCGCGACCUGCAGAUGGAGAACCCGCAGUGGAAGAAGUUCAUCGAGGAGAGGCUGCUCAUGUACAGCUUCGUCAACGACAAGUUCAUGCCUCCGGACGACCCUCUGGGCCGCAACGGUCCCACCAUCGACGACUUCCUGAGGAAGAAGCGCUGGACUCCAGAGAACAAGAUGCAGCACUGCCCGUACGGGAAGAAGUGCACCUACGGAGUGAAGUGGUAGUUUCCACCCGAGAGGACCAACCAGUCCCAGCUGUCUGUGGCCGACGAGCUGAGGGCUCAGAGAGACAGAGCCAGGAGCGCUACCAUCCCCCCCGCCGCCAGCCGCCGCCGCCGCCAGCCCUCGGCCCGGAGGAGGAGGACGAGGCCUUCGGCUCCAUGGAGAGCGGCCUGUCCGGGCUGUACCUGCAGGACGGGUCCACAGCGCGGACCGCGCCCUGCUCAGCUCCAGCAGCGGCGUGGCCAGCUACGGUCUGAGCCGCGACGACGUGCACGGAGCCGGCGAAUUCCACCCCGAGUGCCCCUCGUGCAGUCAUUGCCGCUGUGCCCAGCAGCAGGGCAGGACGCCCUCCGUCCGCUGCAGCAGCCGGCGUGGAGCUCCUGCCCCGCCCUGCCUCCCCGCGGCGCCCGAGGACCCGUCCUACAGACUGAACCGCAGCUUACCCAUGAGCCCUGGCUGCAGGCCGGGGGGGCCGGGGGCGCGGGGGGUGCCAAGCAGCAGAGGGAGGAAGGAUGCUGAGGAGCCAGCUGAGCACCGUCUUCCCUCAGAACAUGGUGGAGCAGGUCAUGAAGGAGCUCCACCACGUCUUAGACUUGGCCUAGACUCAUGUCUCUGGUCCAGAGCUACAGGAGCAGCCACGUGACCUUCUGAUCUGAUUCACCCGUUUACAUGGAGACUGAUGCGGGAUCAGAUUGAAGCUACCAGUAUCCUCCCAUAACGCUUUGGUGACAAGAUCACCUGAUCCACAUCCGGCUUCAGCAUGAAGUGCUGACGCUUGUUAUGUUUCUUCAAAAGUGAGACACAAACAAACAGGAGAGAGAGCAGGAAAACGACGGCUCUGUUUGAGGGCAGCGUUUCUUCGGAAUCCUCCAGUCCGGUUUGACAGCCCACAUUCUUCUCCGAGCAGCAUUCAUAAGGCGUCACGAGGUGACGUUAUGCAACAGAGAACCUGACCGGAUCUGAACCGGUGUGUUCAUGGACCUUUUUCAGACCAGGUCACGCUGUUCUGGACUCUCUCUCUUCACCCCGUGGUUUCUCCGACUGUACGGUGCAAUGCACCGGCGCUCCAUGCAGCCUGAAGUCGUGUCUGACCAAAGCGCGUGUGUUGUUUUCCCCGAGUGCCUCAAGGUGAGGAAUGUUUCUGUACUCGUCUACAGGAAGUAGCUCAGUGUGUUUCCUAUGGAUGCUAAGAGCUGUUGUUUUCACGCUCUCUGUGAAUUAAAAGUUUUAAACUGCA